AUGGCGGAGGGCUGGGACGAUGGGGACGCGGACAACGUCCUUGACGACCUGCUGGCUGAGGAUGACCUGGAGUUCCUACCGGAGUCCCCCACCGGGGGAGAAGCGGAGGAGAAAAAGGACAAGGAGGCGGGAGCGGGAGCCAAUGAUGCCAAAGGCAGCACAUCUCUAGAAGCAGCCGUUCCCGAUGAGCCACAAGCACAAGUGGCAGCGCUGCCACCUGAAGAGGCAAAACCUUGCAACGAAGGUCCCAGCUGCAAGGAGAAUGCAGGUGGUGUAUCUGCCACUGGUCAGCCGACGAGGGUACCAGCUUCCUUGCCACACCCACAAGAGGAAGAGGUCCACAGCAGGACAGGCAUCAUCCGGUACUUCAUAAUGAAGAGCAUCACCAGCGCGAACAUUGAAAAAUCCAUGGAGCACGGGGUGUGGUCCACACAGGCGCACAACGAAAACAAACUCAACCAUGCCUUUCAGGAGUCAGACGAAGUCCGUCUCAUUUUCUCUGUCAACCAGAGCGGCCACUUCCAGGGCUACGCCCGGAUGGCGUCCCCGAUAGGCCGAGGGCCCAAGUCCAACCUGUGGGUGGGGUCUUCUUGGGGCUGCCUGUUCCAGGUGGACUGGCAGUGCCGCUACGACCUGUCCUUCUACAAGGUGGAGCACUUGGUGAAUCCGCUGAAUGAGGGCAAGCCCGUGAAAAUAGCCAAAGAUGGUCAGGAGGUGUCACGCGAUGUCGGCGACAAGCUAGUGAAGAUGAUGGAAGACGGGGCCAGGCAGUCCGGAGGGAACCCGCUGCGAUCGGAGGGCCACAGGCCGAUUCACUGGUGGCCAGGACAGGGCGGUUACAAACAAAGGCCAGGGCCUAGGAUGGGGCAAAUGGGUCCGGGAAGUGAUCAGCCAAGGGAAUGGAGACAUAACCAAGUGCAGCCGGGAGUUGACGCAUCGAUGCAAGCGCCUGCGAAUGGACAUGAGGCCGACAGCCUGGCUGUUGCAUCGCGUGCAAGGGUGAGGAGCAGGUCAUGUGAGAGCUCCCAUGGGCCGGGGAGCCCCAAGCGGCCUCGCAGGUCUACACAGGGCUCACCCGGUGGCAUGGGGAGCCACGGUUCGGUGAGGGAACCUGCGGGCCAUGGCGACCCUUCCCCUGGCAGGGGGUCCUUGCAGCCUGAGGGGAGCGCUCCUCAUGUGUUCGACCUGACAUACGAUCAGUAUUUGGACUACUACUGCAGGGUGCAGAGCAGGAUUUCGGAACUGUACAGCAGCGGGCAGCUGUUUGAGGGCAGCAGAAGGGGUUCCAGGCAUGAGGUGGAAGGCAAUGGGCAUUUCUCCAGGUCCUCGGCCACGCAUGUCAGUCCGAGCUUUGGCAAUGGAAGGCCUGGCCCCAGCGCCAUGUCUGAGGAACA
Messenger RNA from Ostreobium quekettii, 1394 nucleotides. The record is from the annotation of a GenBank genome assembly. Lineage: Eukaryota; Viridiplantae; Chlorophyta; Ulvophyceae; Bryopsidales; Ostreobiaceae.